This is a messenger RNA of Podospora pseudopauciseta, 2162 nucleotides long. It is a transcript of the gene SUR7, whose product is annotated as Eisosomes component. The record is from RefSeq and is a predicted model, not a curated record. Gene Ontology annotation, biological process: fungal-type cell wall organization; septin cytoskeleton organization; cortical actin cytoskeleton organization. Lineage: Eukaryota; Fungi; Ascomycota; Sordariomycetes; Sordariales; Podosporaceae. The transcript has 4 exons. Bases 1317 to 2084 code for a protein of 255 amino acids. Gene Ontology annotation, cellular component: membrane raft; cell cortex; plasma membrane.
UCUGAAUAUCUGAACUGCAGAUCGCGAAAAAACCGCGAGUCUUUCUUCCAUGUCUCAAGUGACUUCUCAGAUCCGCCCCCUCGUCUGUUCUGCUACGGUAGGUCUCACCUAAUCCAGCGUCCAGCUCAAAGUCACGCCACGUACUACUUCCAAACCUCAUGAUAAGACCGAUGAUGGGAUGACAGUUGGAAGCACAAGAAAAGCUUUCAGAAUAUUCCUUCAAGAAAUACGCAUCUCGGCGUGGUGCAUUCGGAACGCGGUUCCCAAUGGGUUUGCAAAAAGAUGAGCUGGAUCGGAUGACGUUGCCCAAGAAUUCCUUUUACAAAAUCGUGGGGUCCUUUGAUCGACGCCAGCUGGUGCGGGGCUUUAUCUGUGGGAUGUGAUUGGUUAGAAACAAAAGUCAAGGGGUGUACCGCUAAGAAAGUUGAUGGAGCGCAUGCGUCAUACCAUGCAAAAGAAAUCCCCACAUCAGCUUCGUCCUUUCAUCCCAUAUCACGAGCAAUGUGUGAAAGCUGUCACCAAUGCUUUGGCUUUUUGCUGGCAAAGAUGAUUGACGUGCAGAGCUUGGGCUGAUAUUAGUCAUGGCCGUGAAUGCUCACCUGAUAUCAACUUGCUCUUCUGGCUGUGACGGGAGCAAAAAAGAAGCAUGAUCCCCACUCCCGCCCCGUUACUCCCAUCGUCACUACCAAUUGCUUGCUAUAUCCCACCGGUCUUUCUCCCGGCUGCUCUCAUUUUCUCUGUUCACUUACAUACCUAACCAAUUAUCAAACUCACUCAUAUACAUACCUAGAGACCUCCUCUGCUCACACUGUUUGCCGUAUCCUUAUGCUUUAAUCUCUAAUCCUGCUCUCACACCUGAGUCGCACACGAGCUUCCUACCUACCAGCUUCACAUUCCUCACACCGUCCCUUGCUGCAACCACUUAACACGAAAACCCUCCCCUCAAGGUACGCGACUCUCAUUUCUACCCAAAAUCCCCACACAUAUACAACGUUGCGCGCCCAUCCAUCCGAUCACGUAUCCGAUCCGAUCCCAUCCCGUGUGGUGCCCAUCUCAUAUCCACCACCAAAAAAGUUGUGACGCAACGGGUUUCCUGACUCGGGGGGGCCUUCUCUUUGUCACUUGUCCCAGUAGUGGUAUGUUACCCCUCAAGCUGUUAAGUACAACGUCGACGUUUUGAACCCUACUUUUCUUUCCACUCCUUUGGGUCAUUCAUUCAAGUCGUGACAUAUUUCUUCUUUCACCAUUCUGACCCGUCAACUCACAGUUCUAUCACAACCACCAACCAACACCGGUCACGCCAUUAACCAUUCAAAAUGGCAGCAGGCCGCCUCAUCUCCCUCCUAGCCACCCUCUUCCUCUCCGUCUCCCUCCUUCUUCUUUGGUUCACCCUCCUCUCAGGCAUAACCUCCACCUCCCCCCUCCGCCAAACCUACUUCCUCCGCGCCGACACAUCCGGCAUAACCGGCGCCCGGGGCAUAUCUCAGUGGACAUAUUUCCGCAUCUGCGGGAUAGACAACACCGACUGUGGCCCUGCCCGUCCCGGGCUACCGUUGGGUGAUGCCUGGGCUACCGAUGCGGACAAUGUGCCCCGAGAACUGAUUGGGAGUUAUGGAGGCGGCACGACGAGCUAUCAGUAUUGGUACCUGUGGCGAUUUGGCUGGGUUUUCUAUCUCAUCGCCUUGUUCUUUAUGACUUGCGCGUUUUUGGGGAGCUGGCUGGCUUGUCUGGGACGGUUGGGGGCUGGGUUGAUUGCGACGGUUAGCAGUAUGGGGUUGUUGUUUCUGAGUGUGGCUGUGGCGCUGAUGACGGCUACUUUUGUCAAGACACGUAACGCGUUUAUUGCUGAUGGGAGGAAUGCCGAUUUGGGGGCGUACGGGUUUGGGUUCAGCUGGGGAAGCUGGGCGGCCAUGUUUAUUGCUACGGUUCUGUACUGCGUUGCUAGGAGGGGGCACGCGAGUGACGGGGUGGGGAGGACGAACAAGAGGUGGUCGGGCAGCACAUUUGGCCGUAGGAAGAGCUCGGGGACGGCCGGGUCGAGGAGGAGUUGGGAUGGGAGGAGAGUUAAGGAUGAGUAUGCUUAAGUCUUUCUUUUUUUCUUUUCAGCCGUCGUCGAUUUGGGGGAAUGAAGAGCGAUGAGAAGAUAUACCAUUUUGAGAAGG